AGAUUAAUUGCUGCUAUAAAAUGGGGGAAAUAGUAAAUUUACAUCUACCAAAACAAGGGAUAGAGUACUGUCUAAAAUAUGGGUUAAAUCCCAAAUUGUCCAAUCUUUAGUGAUCCAGUUCCAAUUUAGGAUAUUGAACUUUUACAUAUUAAUUUGCACAAAUAUGUAAAAGUGCACUUUCUAGUGACAGAUUUUUCAACCAUUGUAUGAUGCUUCCCUAUUAUCAAUAGCCUUUUCAACAUGGUAGGCACCUGAUAGUUGUCAAGGUCGUACACUCAUAAUUGCCCAUAAUCAUUCAGGUUUACACUUUACACAAAAGCACCAACCUGUUUAGUUUUGCUUUUAUCUUUUUGCAUUAUAUCUUUGGUGGCAUAUCUCUCACUCAUUGACAAAAAUAAUAUACCUAUCUAUUCAAUAGAUUAUGAUCAAAAUUUCUGCAUAUAUUACUCUUCCACAUUAGAUUUUGGUGUCAAAUAAAUUAUAUCACUUGUUCAUUUCUUAGACAUGAUGUCUGAUUCCAAAUCUCAUGCUGAAAUUCCAAUUUUAGACAUGUCAAAAACAUUAGAUUCAUCUUCAUUAUCCUCUCUCAUUAAAGCAAGCAAAGUUUGGGGAUUCUUCCACAUAAUCAACCAUGGAAUUUCCAAAGAACUUUGCAGUCAACUUCAUUCAAUAUCAAAAUACCUAUUCAGCCUCCCUUCUGAAACUAAACUUCGAGUUGGUCCAUUUUCAUCUUUAAAAUCUUAUACUCCUCAUUUCAUUGCCUCUCCAUUCUUUGAGAGCCUAAGAGUUAAUGGACCUAACUUUUAUGUUUCUGCCAAGAGUUCUUCAGAAAUCCUCUUUGACAAACAGGAUUCCAAAUUCAGUGUGAUACUACAAGAAUAUGGAAAUAAGAUGGAGGAGUUGUCUAAGAAAAUUCUCAGGCUUGUAUUGAUGAGUUUAGGGGAAGGUAUUGAGAAAAAGUUUUAUGAUUCUGAGUUUAAGAACUGUCAUGGAUACUUAAGGAUAAACAAUUACUCUUGUCAAGAAAUAAUGGAAAAUGAUAAAGUUGAAGGGCUUGGAAUGCACACUGACAUGAGUUGUAUUACUAUUUUGUAUCAAGAUGAAAUUGGAGGGCUUCAAGUAAGAUCAAAUGAAGGAAAAUGGAUAGAUAUAUGUCCAAAUGAGGGAACACUAGUUGUGAACAUUGGAGAUAUGCUUCAAGCAUGGAGUAAUGAUAAAUUAAGAUCUUCAGAACAUAGAGUUGUUUUGAAGCAUAUUGUUGACAGAUUUUCACUAGCAUUCUUUUGGUGUUUUGAGGAUGAAAAAGUAAUUUUGGCACCUGAUGAAGUUGUUGGAGAUGGAAAUAAGAGGAAGUAUAAACCAUUUGUGUGUUUGGAUUAUUUGAAAUUUAGAGAGAAUAAUGAAAGAGGAAGGUUUGAAAAAGUUGGUUUCACUGUUAAAGAUUUUGCUGGGAUUAAUAAGGCUCACUUAUAAAUGGUUGCGUAAGUGAAAAUCUGUUCAUUCAUUAUCCCAAUGAAUCAUACAUAUAAUAAUAUAAUAUAUGUUUGUUGCAUAAUAUAACUUGCAUUUAUGUUGCUUCCAAGUUGUUAAGUAUAUAUAAAAUAAAUAGGAAGAAAUGUCUUUUUUGUCUUCGCUCUUGGACCGGCUGUGAGUUUGACAGAAUCACGAUGACUUUGACAAAAACUACUCUUUAGAGCUUCAAUAAAAUUAAAAUUCCACGAUGAUUUCGUCAAAUUCACCUCCAAACAUGUAUAUGUGUUUGUUUUUCGCAAUGUUCUCAUUGUGUAAAUGUUUAAGAAAAAAGAAGUGUGAGACUUUGUUGAGUUAGGAGAAACCUGAUAAGGUAUUGUAUGAAAAUUUGAUGUUUCCUAUUCAUAUUGCUUGCUUGAUGCACAUAGCAUUUAUUGAGUAUAUUAAAUUUGUAAUCACAGCUAGAACUGUGACAGGUUGUUAAGAUAGUUAUAUCUACACCAUUUUUUAUUCCAUUUUGGACUAUGCAAA
This is a messenger RNA of Medicago truncatula (barrel medic), 2001 nucleotides long. Its product is annotated as gibberellin 20-oxidase-like protein. The coding region runs from base 505 to 1473 and encodes 322 amino acids. The transcript has 2 exons. Lineage: Eukaryota; Viridiplantae; Streptophyta; Magnoliopsida; Fabales; Fabaceae. The record is from RefSeq and is a predicted model, not a curated record.